Messenger RNA from Zea mays, 1946 nucleotides. RefSeq names its product putative B3 domain-containing protein Os04g0347400. Lineage: Eukaryota; Viridiplantae; Streptophyta; Magnoliopsida; Poales; Poaceae. Gene Ontology annotation, molecular function: DNA binding. The coding region runs from base 87 to 1745 and encodes 552 amino acids. The transcript has 8 exons. The record is from RefSeq and is a predicted model, not a curated record.
UGACCCCUCUAUUUACUCAUGUCAUUCAAGGCAACCCGGGCCGCACGCUGGCACGCUGCAGUGCAGCGUUCAGCUUCAGCAGCGCCAUGCCAUUGCCCAGCGACUCUGGUUCUGGUGCGCGCGCCAUGUCGAAGCAGUUCAAGGUCCUGCUUCCUACUUCCUUCCACAAGCUUCGCAUCUCCGACGAGCUCGCCGGUUGCUUCGACGCCGGCGAGGGCGAAGGGGCGCCCGAGCCGACGGCCCUCGUGGUCAGUCCGUUCGGGAAGGUGUGGCGUGUGGAGGUGGUCCGGGACGGCCACGGUGCGUCGCUCGGGCGCGGGUGGGCGGAGUUCUUGGCCGCGCACGGCGUCGGCAUCGGCUGGUUCGUCGUGCUCCGUUAUGAGGGCGGCGGCGCGCUCACCGUCAAGGUGUUCGACACCAGCUUGUGCAUUAAGGAGUUCGGCGCUCCGGCUGCAGUUAUGCCAUCCAAAAGCUGCAAAAGUAUUUUCUGUAAGCCACAAUUCAUCAGGAUUUUUCAUUCGAAUCUCUCGGAAAAGAUGAUGUUGCCUGCUAGGUUUGUGAAAGAUUACGUCAGUGAAGAGUGCCUAAACAGCCGGAUAGCCAUCAUUUUCAGCCCCAUUGCCAAAUUUUGGCGUGUUGAGCUUAAGAACGAUCAAUCAGGCAUCUUCUUCACAGGUGGCUGGUCACAGUUUCUAGACUUCCAUGGAAUAAAGAAUGGUGAAGUUUUGCUCUUGAAAUACGAAGGGAACAUGGUUUUCAAAUUCAAAGCAUUUGGACUUAGUGGAUGCCAGAAAGAUUUCAAGAACCAGAAUGCUGGGAUUCAACUAAAUACUAAAAAACAACAGGAAACACCUCCCAUCAGGAAACGUAAAAGCAAUGAUGAGAAGUCAAGCAGUGAAGAAAACAAGAGGCUAAAAACUCCAGUGACUUCUCCAUCACCUUCUGAUCCGUCACUGGAAAAACCCUAUCAGAUUGGGACAUCAUCUUGGAUAAAGAAAAGGAUCAACACCUAUGCACUUGAGCAAUUUCUUGCGUUAUCAGUGAAGUUCUGCAACUCGAUUGGGUUCCGGAUGGCUUGCACAAUCACCCUUAAGACAGCAACGAACAGCACCAGAUCAUGGCAGGUGCGUGGUACUGCAUACAAGUGGCAUCGCUACAUCAUCGGAGUGGGCUGGAAGAGCUUCUGCCAGGAUAACAGACUCAAGGCAGGCGACCUGUGCACCUUCAACAUCAUCGAGACCACGCUGUGGCAUGUUACUAUCACGCGCUCAGCAUUAGCAGCAGAUACUUUUAAUAAGCAAAAAAAGCCACCUUGUUCAUCCAGUAGGGACAAGAAGGGCAGUUCAAGCAGAGAAGGAGCAAAGAGGCCGAAACCUUCCAUGGCACAUUUCAGCAAGGUUCAGGUUCCGCCAUCGUACGCAAGACGAUGUGCCUACGACGUUGGACCGCCGCCCUGGAUACGGAAGCAGAUGAAUGCCAGCACAAUAAGAAAUCGUCUUUGUCUGGCACCGGCCUUCUGCAAUCAGAUUGAGUUGCGGCGACGCUGCGAGAUCGUGCUCAAGACCUCGAUCAACAGCAAUCAUUCUUGGCGGGUUGGUGGUCUCUCGCAGAAGAAGGGUAGUUACAUUAUUGGGCCCGGUUGGAAAAAAUUCUGCACGGAGAACAGAGUUAAGGUUGGUGAUGUCUGCACCUUCAAUGUCAUCGAAACCCAGCUGUGGCAUGUCGUCAUCACACGCCGUUGCUAAGCUAUGGCUGUUGCAACCAGCAUAGCUUGGGUUUGUUGUAACUAGUAUGUUCGUUUGACUUUAAUCCGUACCAGCUUUUACUGGUUCUACGGUGUUUUUACCUCUUCUUAGGGAAUUGGCUGCACUUGCAUGUUUCGAAACACUAGUUUGACACUAUGCGUGAAAUUAAACUAGCUCACGUUAACAAAUCUCCUUUUUUUA